GAGGAAGAGGAACGGCGCCAUCUUGUUUGUUUAGCGCGUCAGUGAGUCGGUGGGAGGAGGGGUGCGGGAAAAGUGCAGCACGGUAGCCGAAAAGACAGCGCGCUCUUCGGUACCGGUUCAUUGGUUUCCCACCUCUCUUUAUGAGAAGGAGCUGGGACAAUGUUCUACGCCCACUUUGUCCUCAGCAAGCGUGGGCCGCUGGCCAAAAUUUGGCUGGCGGCCCACUGGGAUAAGAAGCUGACCAAGGCGCAUGUGUUUGAGUGCAACCUGGAGAGCAGUGUGGAGAGCAUCAUCUCCCCCAAGGUUAAAAUGGCUCUGCGCACCUCUGGCCACUUGCUGCUUGGUGUGGUCAGAAUAUAUCACAGGAAGGCCAAGUAUCUGCUAGCUGACUGUAAUGAAGCCUUCAUCAAGAUCAAGAUGGCUUUUCGUCCAGGUGUGGUUGAUCUACCGGAAGAGAAUCGAGAAGCAGCUUACAAUGCUAUUACUCUACCAGAGGAAUUUCACGAUUUUGACCAACCUCUUCCUGACCUAGACGAUAUUGAUGUAGCACAGCAAUUCACACUGAACCAAAGUCGAGUGGAAGAGAUCACCAUGAGAGAGGAAGUGGGCAAUAUUAACAUUCUGCAGGAGAAUGACUUUGCUGACUUUGGGAUGGAUGACCGGGAGAUGAUGCGAGAGGAGAGUGCGUUUGAGGUAGACAUCAUCCAUGGGGCCUCUGCCUCUAACCUGCUGCUGGAAGCUGAACCUGGGGCGGGCCAGAUAGUGGAAAAGUCCAACCACCUGGAGUAUGACGCGCAGUACAAAGAUGAUGACUUUGGGGACAAUCCCAUGGAAAGCAGUGAGGGGGGCAUGUUAGUGGAUAAAUUGCUCAGCAAUGAGGAUGGAGGGGGCAUUUUUGAUGACCCACCAGCUAUCGCGGAGAGUGUGAUGAUGCCGCAGGAUCACGGUGGAGAUGACGAAGACGACUUUGACAACUUGUCCCCGGCUGGGCCUGACAGCCCAGACUCCGGACAGGCAGAGCGCCUGCCAGCCAUGACUGACCAGACGGAACAGACCACACUUGUUCACAAUGAAGAAGAGGCCUUUGCUCUUGAGCCCAUUGACAUCACAGUGAAAGAAACGAAGGCGAAGAGGAAGAGGAAGCUGAUCGUGGACAGCGUGAAGGAGCUGGACAGCAAGACCAUCCGUGCGCAGCUGAGCGACUACUCCGAUAUCGUCACCACGCUGGAUUUGGCCCCGCCUACAAAAAAGCUGAUGAUGUGGAAGGAGACGGGAGGUGUGGAGAAGCUGUUCUCCCUGCCAGCUCAGCCGCUGUGGAACGGCCGGCUGCUUAAGAUGUUCACGCGGUGUCUGACCCCGCUGGUGCCAGACGAGCUACGCAAGAAGAGGAAGGGAGGUGAGGCUGACAGCCUUGAUGAGUUCCUCAAGGACCUGGGGAACCCAGAGGUGCCUCGUGAGGAACAGAGAGAUGUGACUGACCAGACCAUCAUGGAGGAACCCAGUGUCCUGCAGGCUUCAGCCAUAGAGGGCAGCCGGACCACUCUAGAUGAGUCUGUCAUGCCACCCCCCUCCACGCAACGUGGGGUCAAACGCAAGGCCCAGGAGCCUGAACCUGCCUUGCCAAUGGGCACCCUGGAGCAGCAGCUGGAGCGAUCUGCAGUGGCUCAGCAGCUGGACAUGUCCCAGGUUGACCUGCCCCCUGAGGAAACUACCAACCUUACACAGCUCAUCCCUGAGCUGGACCUUCUGGGAGAGAAGGGCAAGGAGAAAGAGAAGGAUGAUGAAGAGGAGGAGGAGGAGGGCCAGGGUGGAGACCAGGACCAGGAGGAGAGGAGAUGGAACAAAAGAACUCAACAGAUGCUCCACGGGCUUCAGAGGGUCCUGGCAAAGACGGGAGCAGAGUCCAUCAGCCUGCUGGGUCUGUGCAAGAACAACAACAAGAAGCAGGCAGCUGCCAAGUUCUACAGCUUCCUGGUGCUAAAGAAGCAGCAGGCAAUCGAGCUGACGCAGGCCGAACCCUACAGCGACAUCAUAGCCUCACCUGGGCCGAGGUUUCAGAUUAUAUAAGCAGUCUGUCUCCGGCCAUCCUACACUAGCAGGUUUUAAUCUGCAAGAAUUUGUUUGUAUAUUAUGUUUUUUUUUUUUGGGCAGUGUUUGAGAAUUAUGUCUGGUUUUUUAUCAUGGUUCAGAUUUUUCUGCAUUUCCGGUCCGGUGAUGAAAGUUGUUGAACAUUUGACGCAUUUAGUCAUUAUACAUUAUUCCAGACUGCAGCAGUUUUUUUUUUUAAUAUAUCUUGGGGCUAUUUGUCUUUUAAGGACCACUAGUUUAGUGGCUUUCAGCAUUCCGUUAGAUUGGUUUACAUGUUACCAAGUGCGUUUUAUGGCUUUACAGUUUUAUUUAUGCAGACUAUAAAUGUUUUUACCAUUUUGCAAGAUCAGAAAGCAUCCUGCGUGAUCUUUACUCAUUUGAAUAAUGAGGAUGUGAACAUCUGUCGGUGCACAAACCAGUCAUAUUCCCACUUUGAUUUGUACCUGGAGAAUGUUUUAUUGUGGGGAAAGCGAACACUAACCCGUUUUAAAGUCACCCUCCAGUGCUAGUGUUUGUCUUAUGUUGUAUUGAAACUGCAUUUUCCAGCAGCUGAAACUGGGUGUUUGCCAUAAUUUUAACCACAAGCUUGAAAUCCUAAUCAGAUUUUAUGUGCAUAUGUUGCGUUUUCCCGAUCAGCCCCUCUGGUAUGUCAUGGAAAGCACACUUGAUGUGAAUGUAUGCGCUUAUGUAUGAAGAUGCUUUCAUUGUUGGGUCUUGGUGUCUCUGGGUUUCCCAUGCGGAAAGUGGGGCUUUAUUUCUCUGCAGCAAUGAAAAACGUUUUUGACCAGCUCUCCCUUAUGAAUCAGAAGGUAGCCAUUGAAGAACCAUGUCUGUAUUAUAAAGUAACCGGUUUCUAUUAAAUUGCUUCAAUGCAUACUUAUGUGCCUGUAAACUCGCAUCACUUUUUGUAUAAUAAAGACUUGUAGAUACCAUUGUGAUUCAAUGUUCAUCAUGUCAAUACUGUUUUGGUAGUCAUGCUUCAAGUUUAACAUUCGUUCUGCAGCUUAGUCACUGUGUAAUGUAUAACUUUUCUAAUAAACUUAUGAACACCU
Molecule: messenger RNA, 3140 nt
Organism: Brienomyrus brachyistius
Lineage: Eukaryota; Metazoa; Chordata; Actinopteri; Osteoglossiformes; Mormyridae
Product: double-strand-break repair protein rad21 homolog A-like
Exons: 14
Coding region: 160-2067 (635 amino acids)
Biological process (GO): replication-born double-strand break repair via sister chromatid exchange; mitotic sister chromatid cohesion; synaptonemal complex assembly
Cellular component (GO): cohesin complex; synaptonemal complex
Molecular function (GO): protein binding; chromatin binding
Source: RefSeq, a predicted model, not a curated record